AUGCUUCUCACAGUCUCCCCCAACUGGUACAGGUUCUACAACAACCUCAUCAGUGAGUCUUUCCACAUGAUGGUCAGGUCAGACAGAGUCAUCAGCACACUUGACAUCCUCAAGCCUGGUGGCGACAAGUACUUCAAGUCACACAAGGGAUGGAGCCCUAACACAUACAAGGGCAAGGGCUUUCUCUGCAUCCACUCUGUCACACAGCCUUCCAUAUUUGACUGGUUGGAUCACAACAACAACACCAUCCCACCAGAGGUCAAGGCUGGCCUGGCCAGCAGCACUCCCUCUGUUGUUGGUCACCAUGGUGUGCUGAGGGAGCAGCAGGUGCACUACAACAAGGACAUCAUCCAAGCAGUUAUCAACACCAGCUUCUACACACCCAUACACAACCAGAAGGUCACCCAGGGCAGCAGCAAGACAAAGGAGGCCAACACAUCACCACUCAAGACCCAAGGCUGCACUCUCAGUUAG
This is a messenger RNA of Acanthamoeba castellanii str. Neff, 474 nucleotides long. RefSeq lists its product as uncharacterized. The record is from RefSeq and is a predicted model, not a curated record. NCBI's taxonomy places the organism in Eukaryota, Discosea, Longamoebia, Acanthamoebidae. The transcript is spliced from 2 exons. Bases 1 to 474 code for a protein of 157 amino acids.